CACGAACCAGGGCAGUCCAGAAUCUUCCGGUCAGGCAAAAUGGGCACAGUGGUGUCUGUCCUGCUAUCCUUGCUACUCUUUCUGGGUCCUGCAGUCCCUCAGGAGACCCAAGCUGGGCCUUACUCUCUGAGCUUCUUCUACACCGGGCUGUCCAAGCCCAGGGACGGCUUCCCCAGCUUCCAGGCCACAGCCUACCUCAAUGACCAGGAUUUCUUUCACUAUGACAGUGAAGAUAGGAAAGCCAUACCCUGGUACCCCUGGAGCCAGAUGGAAGGAAUAGAGGAUUGGGAGAACAAGAGUGAACUUCAAAAGGCCAGGGAGGACAUCUUCAUGGUGACCCUGAAGGACAUCGUGGACUAUUACAAGGGUACAGAAGGGGCUCACACCUUUCAGGGAGUGCUUGGCUGUGAGCUCUGGAAUAACAAAAGCAGUGGAGCAUUCUGGAGGUACGCCUACGAUGGAAGGAACUUCAUCGAGUUCAACAAAGAAAUCCCAGCCUGGGUUCCCCAGGACCCAGCAGCUCUGAACACCAAGCAGAAGUGGGAGGCGGAAAAGGUCUACGUGCUGCGGGCCAAGGCCUAUCUGGAGGAGGAGUGCCCGGCAAUGCUGCGGAAGUACCUACAAUACGGCAAGACCUACCUGGACCGACAAGAUCCCCCCUCCGUGUCCAUCACCAGCCACCGGACCCCAGGAGAAACGCAGACACUCAAGUGCCGAGCCGAUGGCUUCUACCCACGAGAAAUUGAGCUGCACUGGAUUCAGGGGGACGAUACACAGGAGGCUGAGUCGGGGGGAGACGUUGUUCCCAGCGGAAACAGCACUUACCAGUCCUGGGUGGUGAUGUCAGUUUCCCUGCAGGACAGAGCCUCCAGCUCCUACUCCUGCCGCGUGAAGCACAGCAGCCUGGCCCAGCCCCUCCCUGUGCUGUGGGCGGGAGCGAGGGCUGAAGGCUCGGAGGGCACCCGGGCGCAGUAGCCAACCCCGCUGCGGGACAGGAGAGAGGAGCUCUAGAGGCCAGGGGUCAGGUGGUGGAUUCAGGGACACAGAAGCCUAGAAUGCCGGCCACAGAGCUGACUCACGGCUCAAUUGUCUUGCAAAACCCCAUUAAUCUAAUCUGUGAAUCAAAUCAACAGUAAUCACCUUGCCUAGCACACAAUGUAGAAAAGCAUUUUUUUAAACAGAUAUAAAAAUGGGAGUAGAUGUUACCCUUCAUCCUGUGCUUCCAAGCCUUCGAUUCAUCUGAAAUUCUUGGUACCGACUUAAAGCAACGUUUACGGGGCAUCCUGCCCUGGGGGGUCCACUGUAGCGUGGCGUGGACCGUCUGGUCCCCUGCACCUUGUUCAGGAGCCCACUGUGGAUGUCCCGUCUGUUGUGAGGUCAUAGAACCUGUUUAAUACAACCCACUCCUCUUCUGUGCCUCAGUUGCCCAGACCUGCCUCCUCCCAGUGAGCUGCCACCCUCCACCUUCUGGUCUUGGAGCCUCCACAGACCCUAGCUCAUCUGAGAGGCUUCCUCCCUCCAGGACGCACUCCCAGGAAAACAGGAAUCAGAUGUUCUUGGACUCCCUCCAAAUUCACCUGAGUUUGUUUGUUUUUUUUUAACCCAGUCACCCACCACCAUCCACAGGUUUAAAAACCCCAAAAGACAGAACAGACCUCUUCACCCCUGACCUGUCUAUGAAGCCCAUCUGCGAGAAGCACACUUCCUUCCCUUCCCAGCCCCGGCCUCCAAGCUGGGCUCCUUAAGGAAAUCAUCCCCCGCAUUCAGUAUGCUGAGCUGACCCUUAGUCUUUCUUGAAAGCCUAAAUUUGAAGGUUCUGCUUGUUAUUUUUGAUACUUUGACCCAGUUUGGAAAUCAAAGCUGAGAAAUAGCUUCCUCAGUCAAUGUGAAAUCCACAUUCCUCUCCUCUAGAACCAAAAACAAAAACAAAAAAAAGUCCUGUUUGAACAGUAGAGGCUGCAGAGACAAUCCAAAUAGUCAAGAUGGAAAAAUAUGGCCGUGAACAAAUAAAGAAAACCACAUGACAGGAGAAGGAUUUCAGAUCAAUAAGGAAACCCAAAGUCCACAGGAACAGGCCAGGCUAAGGCAGACUGGAAUGUGAGACCCCGCCCCACCACGGCAGGGGAGUUGGGUUGGGGGUGGGCAGGGGGAGGGAACCUCAGGAGACCCCAGUCCUGGCCAGCUGCGGGGGAAGGGGAGAGGGACACAGAGCCACUCAGACAUCCAGAGAGACUUCCUGGAGAGAUUCAGAUUUCAGAGGAGGAAGUGAAGGCCAAAACAGCUGGCCAAGAAGAGAUGAAAGAUUGUUCCUGACCAGUUGGGCGUGAGAUGGCUGAGGGGAGGGCCACAGGGGCCUGACAAGGGACAUGACUGAGGGUGGGGCUGGGCUGUGGGCGUCACCGGGCGCACCAGGGACCCACACCGUGGGUCCUUCCACGAGCACCUCCUGCCCGCCCAACAGAGAACCAGCAGAUUCCCCUUCAGGCAGGACCAAGUUCAAGUGCACUCUGAGAAUGCCCCACCCCAGGAGGACCUCGUUGCCACAAUCUGUCUCCUUGGCAAUUCCUCGGUCACUUAGUACUAUCUUGUCUCUCUCGAAGAUUCCUCUGGGGAUAGUUCACCAGCUAGACUGCAGGGAUGGAGGGCUCGGAUUUAGGCAGGAUAUGCCAACGGGUAUGGGACUUAACGGUAGUUGCUGUUAAGGUCCUCUCCAGUUUGGUUGAAUGCUGCUUUUCCAACCUGGCUUGUCACUAGAACUUGACAAACAGAUUUAGAGUUUUCUAUUUCCUCUGCUCGUCUAUUGGUGUGUUCACUCAAGAGUUAUAUACUGAGUAUUUUCUGCUUGGUACUCUAAUAAACACUGAAGACCAAGCAGAACGAGUGGGUACUGCCCCCUCCUGCAUGGAGUUUACCCCAGUUCUGCUUACUGAACCAAUACCCUCUGUCAAGGUUCAGCCCACAACUUACCUCCUCCCGUGACCACUGCCAUGAUCAGUAAUUCCAACUUAUACUCGUCCAUGCUGAGAUGUCUCAGAAAUAUCAGGGAAGAUUUCCAGAAAGACGUUGAGUGAAGCCAAUGUCCACUCUAUCUCAGCAUCAUCCCAGACCAUUCUCCUUUUUGUUCCUUUCCAAGUGAAAGGAAAGGAAUCAACGAUGGGAAUAUCCGGGGGAAGAGCAUUUGGGGCAGAGGGGAUAGCAAAUGCCAAGUCCCCAGGGCAGGAACAAUUGUGGUAUUUGAAAGGCAGAAUAAUGACCAGUGGGCUGGAGUGUCAUGAACACGAGGAGGGUCAUAAGAGAGGAUGUUGAAAAGGCAGGUAGCAGUCAGAUUGUGCAAGGCAUCGUUUGCCUUGGGAAGGAAUUUCUACUGCAAACGGCAACACCUGGUAGGUUCUAACCAAGAUGGCAGUAGGAUUUGCUUUAGGUUUUAUUUUUUUUUUUAAGAUCUUAUUUAUUUAUUUGAGAGAGAGCGAG
Molecule: messenger RNA, 3471 nt
Organism: Callorhinus ursinus (northern fur seal)
Lineage: Eukaryota; Metazoa; Chordata; Mammalia; Carnivora; Otariidae
Gene: AZGP1
Product: alpha-2-glycoprotein 1, zinc-binding
Biological process (GO): immune response; antigen processing and presentation of endogenous peptide antigen via MHC class Ib; antigen processing and presentation of endogenous peptide antigen via MHC class I via ER pathway, TAP-independent
Cellular component (GO): external side of plasma membrane
Source: RefSeq, a predicted model, not a curated record